ACAACCAUCGGGUGAAGACAGUGUGCGAGAACAAUGAGCUGAGGCUGCAUUGCCGACCAAAAUCUGUCCUGGCCAUUUACUCUGCGCACUACGGACGAUUCCUGCGGGGCAAACCUGAGUGCGAUGCCCCCAACGCCGGGGGACCCUAUAUUGAGUGCCUGGCCCCGGAUGCACUGCGGAGGGUCUCCAAGAAGUGCCACCGCAAAGGGAACUGCACAGUGACUGCUGACGGGGCCACCUUCGGGGACCCAUGCCUUCCUGGCACGAGGAAGCAGCUGCGGGUGUCCUACACCUGCGUGCCCAAGCAGCUGCUGGAGGAGGUGGGCCCAGACACCUCGGACCCCUUCUUGCUCUCAAACUACAUGCACGGUGGCUGGUACAAAGGGCCCAGGUUCUCCAGGCUCCGGGAAGACCGGAUGAUUUUUACUAGCUCCCUGGCAGCUUUUGCCCACCUCUGGGAUGUCCCCGAAAAAGUCGCCCUCUACUUUCUCUGCGGGGUGUCAGCGGGCCUCGCAUUGCUGCUGUGCAUUGUCAGCCCCAAGGCCGCCUUCCUGCGAGAGGCCAGGGAGGCUCUGCUGGGCCCGGGCAGCCGCUCGGAGCAGAGCAGGACCAAACUGCGGGAUGAGCAGGACGAGGACCUGCCCGAUGACAGCUCCUCUGACUCCUCCUUCCGCCGCCUCACCCGCGCCUACCGCGCCACCGAGAGCAUCUUCGGCCCCGAGCUGACAGCGGCCAUGGAGGGAGCAGCCGAGCAGCAGGGCCGUGGAGGGGAGGAGAUCUGGAUGCCCAAGGAGUCCAGCCCCUACACUAUCCAGAAGAUCAAAUCGGCCACCAAGUGAAGGGGUGAAGGACGAGGUGCUGUGCCAGGCACGGUGUUGGCUCUGUGCCUCCCUUCGUGCUUGGCACGCUGGAUGGUGAGCCCAGCUUUCUGGGGAAUGGGUUUGCUUUUUUUAGCGAAUAAAAGCAGAAGCUCAGAGUUCAGGAAA
Molecule: messenger RNA, 986 nt
Organism: Numida meleagris (helmeted guineafowl)
Lineage: Eukaryota; Metazoa; Chordata; Aves; Galliformes; Numididae
Product: protein eva-1 homolog C-like
Molecular function (GO): carbohydrate binding
Source: RefSeq, a predicted model, not a curated record